AUGAAUCAAUCUUCCAGCAUGCCAUCAUCAUCAUCAUCAUCAGCUUUUGCCAACAUAAACAACAUUCUUUGUGCAUCCACCGUAGCUUGGUCGACUUGGUGGGAACUUCCUCCAACUCUAUCUGGUGCCAACGACAAGGCUGCAAAGUUUCCCACCAGCAGUGGUCGUGGUGGUGGUGGUGGAGCUCUUCGAUUGUUGCAUCGUUGUCAAGCCGAAUAUGGAUGGGACCUGGAGGCUGCCAAACGCAUUGUAAAGGCCUAUAAGGAUUUUCUUCAUGCGGCAUCCUUUUUACCAUCCAAUCAUUGGUUAAUGCCCUGUCCAUUGGUCGAUCAGAUUUGGCAAUUGCACAUUUGGGAUACCCAACAUUAUGAAAGUGAUUGCCAACUAUUGAUGGGACGGAUUGUUCAUUACAAUAAUUAUUUGUUGGAGAAUGAUAAUGACGAUUUUGAUAAUGACAAUGAUGAUGGCAUUUCAAAUGAUGGUGCAACGAAGAAUCAACAAAAGUCACAGCAAGAGCACCAGCGCCAUCAGCAUAGGCAACGACGACGAAGGCACAAGAGACAGCUCAUCAAAAAUACAAUCCAGUUCAUUUGUGAAAAGACCAAUCAAGAACAACUCGAUCCCAAAGUGUGGCAAUUUGGUGGCAGCACUGGUAGUUCUGGUAGUUCUGGUAGCAGCAGCAGGGCUUCCACAAUGAACAACCAGCAGCAGCCAAAACCAACAGCAACAAGAACAAGAACAAGACCAAUGGAACCAAUAUCACUAAAGCGAGAUUGUGCGUCACCAAUAACAUCCAACGACAGUGGUGGCGACGAAAAUAAUCAUGAUCAUGGCAGACGGAGAAAGAAGAUCCGCCUCACUGAUUCCAGAGGUCGUCGUCACCCAUGGAAGAAUCCUACUAGUAGUCCUACUACCAAUACUACUACUUUCAUUAUUUCGGUUCAGAUCCACUGUUCUUUGAAUUCCAAGAAAUACUACUUGGAACAACAAAAGGAUAACCAGGAUGAUGCUGAGAACAAUACUGGCCAUGAGGAGGAGCACGGCAAUGCUCCUAGUAGUAGUAAUGUGGAUGACAAGGAAAACCAGCAGGAGGAAUCAUCAUCGUCGUCGAGCCAUCACUAUUCCACCACCACCACCACCAAGCUUCAAACCUUUCACCUUGAAAAGCAUGCUCCGUUAAAUCGCAUCUUUCAAGAAGUUGCAAAUGCCCAAGAGUUGGAUCGCAAUUGCCUACACUUCACCUACAAUGGACAAAUCUUGGAAGGUGACGAGACUCCACAUGCCUUGUCCAAAUACUAUGGUGGUGGUGGUGGUGGACGAGUCACGAACAAGGCAAUGGACAGCAUGCCCAGUAAUUCUGUCAAUGAUACUGUCAAUGAUGCCAAAUCAUCAUCUUUGCGCCACUUGAAUAUUGAGUGCUCUCCUGUGUUAUCUGAAUGUUAG
This is a messenger RNA of Cylindrotheca closterium, 1443 nucleotides long. The record is from the annotation of a GenBank genome assembly. Lineage: Eukaryota; Bacillariophyta; Bacillariophyceae; Bacillariales; Bacillariaceae.